CAAUAAAUAAAGUAUUAGAAUGAAGGAAAUUACAAACUUACCCUUCCUCAUCUUCUUUAAAUUUGGAAGCACCAACCCAAAGCUCACACCACCACAUCAAACACAAACAUCCAAUAUGUCAUCUUCUUAUCCAUUCACUCUUUCUUUUCUCCAUCUCUUUCUCUUGGUCCAAACACUUUCUUCCCUUUCACAAGCCACUGUUCCUGCCUCAAGCACAUUCAAGUUUGUCAACGCAGGACCAUUUGGAGAUUACAUAGUCGAGUACGACGGGAGUUACCGUACUCUUGAUGUUUUCAGCUCUCCCUUCCAACUUUGCUUCUACAACACCACCCCUAAUGCCUUCACCCUAGCUUUACGUAUGGGCUUGGUCCGGUCUGAGUCUCUCUUCCGUUGGGUGUGGGAAGCCAACCGCGGCAACCCGGUUCGUGAAAACGCAGCCCUAACCUUCGGGACGGACGGAAACCUGGUCCUGGCUGAUGCUGACGGCCGGGUUGCGUGGCAAACUGACACUGCCAACAAAGGGGUGGUUGGCUUCAAGUUGCUUCCAAAUGGUAAUAUGGUCCUUCAUGACUCCAGGGGAAAUUUUGUAUGGCAAAGCUUUGAUUACCCAACUGACACCCUCUUAGUGGGCCAGUCUCUUCGGGUUGGAGGACCCUCCAAACUUGUGAGUCGGGCUUCUGCUCAAGACAACUCAAAUGGGCCUUAUACCUUUGUGUUAGAGCCCAAAAGGAUGGCCAUGUACUAUACGAGCAAUAAUUCCCCUAAGCCAUUGCUCUAUUUUUCAUCUUCUGGAUGGUAUAUUAGCAUUAGCAAGGGUACCAUAGAAAAUGUGACGUUGACUUGUACCCCAGACACCGUUGAGGGUUAUGCCUAUGAUUUAAAUUUAGAAUACUAUGUAACUAACACGUUAGACCGAUCCAUCCCUCUUUUGGCUAGGCCCAAAUACAACAGCACAUUAACGUUGCUCCGGUUGGGGAUUGACGGAAACCUUAGGUUUUACACUUACUAUGACAAGGUGGAUUGGGGUGCAUGGGAGGUGACCUAUGCUCUAUUCGAUAGAGAUAUGGGCCAUGACAGCGAGUGCCAACUGCCGGAGAGGUGUGGAAAGUUUGGGCUUUGUGAGUCCUCCCAAUGUGUUGCUUGCCCACUAUCCCAAGGGUUGAUGGGUUGGAGCAAGGAUUGUGAAGCCUUGAAGGUGUCAUCUACAUCUUGUAGGCAAAAUUAUUUUCACUACUACAAACUUGAAGGGGUUGACCACUUCAUGAGCACCUACACCACGGGAGAUGGACCCAUGAUGUUGGAUGACUGUGGGAAGAAAUGUUCAAAGGACUGCAAUUGUAUGGGCUAUUUCUAUCACCAAGAGACAUCCAGGUGUUGGAUUGCUUAUGAUCUAAUGACCCUUUCUAAAUCUGAAAACUCGACACAUUUGGGUUAUAUAAAGGUGCCAAAUCACUAGUCAAGGCCACUGGUUUUUGUUUCGAAAUUUAGUUCUCAUGUCACCAAUAAAUGGAAUAAUGGUGAGGAAUUUUCCAUUCUAUUCUUUUUUCUUUUUUCUUUUCACUUUCACGAAGUGUCUUUCUUCCAACUUUUGACCUGAAUUUGAGUAAUAAAUUGUUGCGUGGAUCACCACAAGUUUUUGUA
This is a messenger RNA of Camellia sinensis, 1641 nucleotides long. Its product is annotated as epidermis-specific secreted glycoprotein EP1. The record is from RefSeq and is a predicted model, not a curated record. Gene Ontology annotation, cellular component: plant-type cell wall. Lineage: Eukaryota; Viridiplantae; Streptophyta; Magnoliopsida; Ericales; Theaceae.